UGCAGCUGUAUUGGCAUCCUUCGCGGAAUACUACCUUUAUGUGUGGAAAAGACAUGUGUUUUAUCAGCCUUGUUGCCACUCGACAAUAUGCGAUCCAUACGACCAGGCGCCAGCGGGCUUUUCAACCAAGCCGAGCCGAAGUCGGCCAAAAUGGCCCUCGCUCGCAACAAGAUGCUGAUAUGAUCUUUCAACAUGAGCUUCGGCUGGUCCAUCAGCGAUGUCAUACUGCUCGCGCAAUACAGCUGGAAGGUGUACGAGAGCUUCGCUGAAGGCACCUCGAACGCUUCAAAUGAAUAUGAUCGCUUCAAGAGAGAAUACCGGCAAGUGAUUACCUGUCUUGAAAGGCUCGUCAACACAAGCCCCGACAUAUCUUCCCUUGCCGGUUUCGACGAGACUUUCGGCGAUACCAUUCGGUUCAUCGACAAACACCGCGUACUUACUGGCAAGACGUCUAUACCUUUGAUAAGCAACUCACCUCAAGCAUCCAACAGAAUCAAAACCUAUCUAGAACGACUUGAUCAUGGCUAUCAUACUGCAACAUGGCCGAUGUAUCGUCAGGAAGCAGAGAAGCUUCGUCAACAACUGGACCGAGUAGUUUCUAUCGCGACCCUUCACGCAACGACCACCACCCUCAAAAACACACAAGGCAUUGGGAAGCAGUCAGAAGACAUUAUGCGAGCUGUAAAGGGUCUGAGCGACAAGGUCAACUUUUUACUCAAACGAAUAGCGCCAACGUCCAUUGCCGAUACGUUCGAGCUUGACCUCGACUACCUUGCAACGUUGUCGCAUACAAGUGCUAGCCCACCAAGCUUUCCCAGCCACCUUCUCGCACACUCCGACCGCAGCGAAUCAUCUGAUGACAAACUUGAACUUCUACACCAGUUUUCGCAAAAGAUGGAGUAUCUCAUCAUGAGGGACUCAAGAGGAGUUCGCUCCAUGCCUGGACACCACACGACAAGUAGCCAAGAACCAGGUGCUAUAGAUGGAGUGAGGCCUGUUCUUCGGCUUCUCGAUACCGCUCGAACUGUUGCGAAUACCGUGCUUGAUGAUGUUGGGUUUCGAUCUAUUCCUCAAACACAAGACCCUGCACAAGGUAGCUCUGUGACGGUCGAUCUUGGAGCUCGUGUUGAUGACUGGGAUGUUUUUGGACAAUGGCUGAAAUGGCAUGUUCAGCACGACAAUACGUCUGAAUCACAGCGGCCAAUACACAGCCUGCCGUCGUCGCCAAUCGCUUCGAGCAGUACAUCUCCGUGUCAUUCGCCGGAAUCGCUGCGUCUCUUGGUGGCUCAACACAGGGAUAUAUCACCAUCCAUUGUGGGAAGUCCUCUUCCGGAACCGAUCUUCACACCAGAUAGUGGAGCCUUCUCUACACCAGGUACUGUGUUUACUUCAAACAGUAGCCAGAGAAGAUUUGGAUCCAUCGACCUCGGGUCUGCUUACAUCGAGGGUGGCACUCAAUCACCCUCUCUCACUUGGCCUGUGAAAAUUAUUCUUGAGAACAAGCGCACGUUUGAAGGCUUCCUUGAGCUCAUCAUUUCUCCUACCAAUUCUGUGGAAAGGCUUCGAACCAAGACCAGAGAUGGAAAGCUAACCAUAUAUCACUUGCCCCAGGGAGAUAUAACCAACGCCUUCAUACCUUGGAUCGAUAACAGCCGAGUACAGAAAUCGAGCACGACUGUGGCUCGCCUUCAAUUCAAAGGCACACAUCAGAUCAUCGUCAAGGACGAGCGAGCCCACAGAAAUACCGUCUACCACGUUAGACCAAUAUAUUGCUUUGAUGACAUUGAAGAUCUGCGAAAGGUGCAGGAACAACUUCUCGGCAAAAUCGUCCUUGCAACUUUCGAUGUAGUACGCAUAUCAACUCGUGCUGGCCAAGAUCACUGUGCUUCCGAGACAUUGCGCGUCUUGGAGGACGAGGACAGGCAAAGGUCAUUGCUAUACUACGCUCACAAAAUGUCAUCAAAAUUAGCUACCACAAAUCCAGGCUUUGUCGAACGGACAUUGAAUGACUUCGAAGAGAUCAAGAAGGUUGACAAGAAGAAAAUGAGAUUGACGUUUCAAAGACGGAAUAGUUUGCCACGAAGAUCAACAAUCGGUAGUAUCGACUCUGUUUUGUCGUAUGACUCGGCGUCCAGUGGAGAUCCACAUACCUCUAUCAUGCAGCGUAUCAAAGCGCUCGAUUGCGAGUUUUAUGAUCAAGAAGACAGAGAGGCAUUUGAGGAGCUGUGUAAGCCGGCAUCCGCACCUGUGUUUCGAAUGCCCUUUCGCCCGCGAGAUCUGGGUAUUGGUUCGCCAAUCGCGGACCUUGAUAUCGGUCCGCCACUUGCGGAGUUGGAGGGAUGAUGACCCGAAUGCCUUGAGAAAGUCGUUUGAUUUACGCUACCUGCUCUCAAAUGAAUGGAAAGGAAACUGUAUAGGAAUUAUAAUGAAAUUGCCCCUUUUUCUUUCCCUCGUAAUGUCUUACGUGGCUCGAGAGCCUGCUACGUGCUCUCUCCUGACAUUUAUGUCAACACCAAAAACGUGUUGCCUUUUACAGAGUAUCUGGCGGUCGUUUUGUGCUCGAGAGCCUGGAGUGAACACUGAGUUCUGAUGGAAUUUCUCUCUCCCUAACCUCGAGCCACCACGGAAGCCGUUGUGUAUCGCGACUCCAUCACGACC
Molecule: messenger RNA, 2658 nt
Organism: Aureobasidium pullulans EXF-150
Lineage: Eukaryota; Fungi; Ascomycota; Dothideomycetes; Dothideales; Saccotheciaceae
Exons: 6
Coding region: 193-2343 (716 amino acids)
Source: RefSeq, a predicted model, not a curated record